CCCCUCCGCGCCCUCGCCUGUGGCGGCGGCAGUGGUAGCUGCGCGUCGCCCGGUGUCAGCGGCGGCCGAGCCCGGCGCUGCGCGGCGGGGGCGGGGGUCGCCAUGGCUGACAGCGGAAAGCCCUCGGAGGCUCCGGCCGUGGCCCCUCAGGGCUCGCCGGCGCAGGAGCGGCGGCCGGAGGGCUCCCCCAGCGCGGGUACCGCCGGGGCGGAGGGCGCGGCGGCCAUGCCGCGGCUACCGUUAGGCAGCCCUGGCGGGGCGGCGGGGAUGUCGCUGCCGCGGCUGGAGAAGCCGAUCAAACAGGCCUUCUACAACACCGGGGCGCUGCUGUUCGCGGGGCUGUGCUGCGGCGCCGCCGUCCUGGUCUACUUUAUCUUGGAGGCCUUCCUGCGGCCGCUGCUCUGGGCUGUGCUCUGCGGCACCUUCCUGCACCCCUUCAAGAGCUCGCUGACGGCGUUGGGCCGCCGCUGGCUCGGCCGCCUGCAGCGCUCCCGCACGCCCGUCCUGCUGGCCGCCCUCCUCCUCCCCAUCUGCUUCGCCAACUACGGCGUGGAGGCGCUGGGUGAGCAGGUGCUGCGGCGGCGGCGGCUCCUGCUGCUCCUGGGCGCCGGGGGCCCCCUGCUCUACGGACUCUACUGCCUGGGCAGCUCCCUGGGCGUGCAGGUGCUGCUGGCCCAGGCCGGCCGCCUCAUCUGCCAAGGGCUGGACUACUUCAGCAGCCAGUGGAUAUGGACCUUGGUGGUUGGUUACCUGCUGAUGGUUUCAUUCAAGUGGAAUAUAAGCACUGAACGUUACUUAAAAGCAGUCUCUGUCCCUGUCUGGAUUAUGCUUCUCUUUCACUUAGCUUCUGUGGCAGGUUCCUGGAGAAUUCCUGUGUUUCUGGUUAUAGUUUUUCUGAUGACUGUAGGCAUGUUGUAUGAACAACAGAAUGGAAAGGAGUCGUCUGGGGCAGAGCUUCCUGGUCAGAUGAUUUCCAUUGCUGCUUCAACAAUUGCCAUGGCUAUUUCAAUGACAGAAGACGUGUCCAGUAGUGAACAUUCCUCAAAACCCUCAGGAACGACAGAAGGUGAUCAGCCUCCACAAGCUUCAUCAUCUGUCUCCUCCUCUUCAUCCUCUUCUGGGAGCAGACAAAGAGCUGAGAUUGGAUCUUUUCUUAGAAAAAAGAAAACUAGUGAUAUUUACUUUGUUACACUUGUGUGGGCCAUUGUCAUUGUCCAGAUCUGGCUAAACUUCUGGAUUGUGCAGCUAUUGCCGGUGCCUUUUGCAGUUUGGGCACUUAAAAAGCUCGUGGUUCAUUUUGGAGUUUUGAACUUCAUGGCAAGCCAUUGCAAAAGUUGGUGGCAACUUGUUGAAAACUUUGUGAAGGAACGUCAGGAAGCUCUUGCUCCACGGCCCAUCAGAGGGCUUGGAAGAGUCAUGUUAAAGCUUGACAGUAAGCUGUGGCACUGGCUUAAUAAGAAGAUGAUCGUGUGGUUGGAGAAAAUGCUAGAUAAAAUAAUCAGCAUUUUCAUAAUAUUUUUGCUAGUAAUAGGAACCCUUCUGCUAGCCCUGCUCCUUACUGCAAAGGUACAUCAAGAGAGUGUUCACAUGAUUCAAGUCACAAGCAGCUUGAUCAAUGAGACAGUAGCCAGUCACCCAGAAUGGGCAAACUGGCUUCCAGAAGCCCAGGUUAUUCAGAAGGCACUCAAUUCAGCAGUUAAUAAUGUAUACCAAUAUGGCCGAGAAUGGAUUACACAUAAGCUGCAUAAGAUUUUAGGAGAAAAAGUGAAUAACACUGCUGUGAUUGAAAAACAAGUGCUAGAGCUCUGGGACAGGCUUUAUCACUCUUGGUUUGUGAAGAAUGUAACACAUUCUGGAAGACACAAAGGACACAAAUGGCACAUAAACCGUCAAAACAGCUGGCUUGGUGAUAUCCUGGACUGGCAAGAUGUUGCAUCAUUUGUUCAUGAAAACAUCGAAACAUUUCUUUCGAUCCUGGAGUCUUUGUGGAUAGUGAUGAGUCGCAACGUGAGCCUCUUGUUUACUACAGUUACAACAUUAGUGACAAUCCUCUUCUAUAGUGGGACAGCUCUUCUCAAUUUUGUGCUUUCAGUGGUGAUUUUUCUGACCACAUUGUUCUACCUGUUGAGUUCCAGUGAUGAGUACUACAAGCCAGUAAAGUGGGUGAUUAGCCUGACACCUUUGUCUCAGCCAGGUCCCUCCUCAAAUAUAGUGGGUCAAUCAGUGGAGGAAGCAAUAAGAGGUGUGUUUGAUGCUUCUCUCAAAAUGGCUGGGUUCUAUGGACUCUACACUUGGCUGACUCACACUAUAUUUGGGAUUAACAUAGUCUUCAUACCAUCUGCAUUAGCAGCAAUCCUUGGAGCAGUGCCGUUUCUGGGGACAUACUGGGCAGCCAUCCCUGCAGUCCUAGAUUUGUGGCUUGUGCAAGGACAGGGGUGCAAAGCCAUUUUGCUCUUGGUUUUUCACCUCUUGCCAACCUACUUUGUAGACACAGCAAUUUAUUCAGAUAUAUCAGGAGGUGGCCAUCCUUACCUGACGGGUCUUGCAGUAGCUGGUGGAGCAUACUACCUGGGGCUGGAAGGAGCCAUUAUAGGACCAAUUCUACUUUGUAUACUUGUGGUUGCUUCCAACAUAUAUAGUGCCAUGUUGGUGAGCCCAACAAAUUCAGUGCCCACUCCAUCACAAUCACCAUGGCCAUUACAGAUUUACCGCUCAUCUAGAGAGAGUCCUGAAGAGAUUAAAAUGGCUGCAGAGUGAUGAAGGUGCUGUGCUGCAUCUCAUCAGCAUGAGUGAAUCACUGUCUUCUGUCUGGAGUUCCAACAGUCAUGGCCUUCUGUCCCUUUCCAGCUGUGCCUAGGGGCAGCUCACAAGGAAGCACAGCAGCAUAGCUUGGGUUUUAACAGAAAGUACUUCUUAAACUUCUUGAGCUGGCCUUACGUUAUUGUGCACUUUGCCUUCUCAGGAGAGAAUGUCUACUUCCCAUGGCUUUGCAUACCAACACACAGUUCAGCUGCCUUGUUGAACGCCUUGAAGACUUUUGUCUUCAUAAAAAGAAUAGUUAAAGAGGACAGGUAUAUCCACUGGAGUAGUAAUCUUGUCUGCAAAAAUGACUAACUUGGCUUUUAUUUAUUGGGCUAUUUGUGUUAUUAAAUUGUAGUAGCUUUAAAGAAAGCUAAUUCCAAAGUAAUUUAUUUUCAGUUAAUCUGGUGGCAAAAAAAAGGUGUAAACCACUAUUGAUAAAUGAGAGUAUAAUUAUUUGCUGCUCCUCUCUUUAGAGGCUUUGACCAUCAUCUGUAACUCAUAAUAACACUAUACGCACUGAAAUUUAAUGUUGUUAGAGGCUGAUAUUUCUAAUAUUUUCCUGAAAUGAGUAGACAUGCAAAUUGUUAAAUGUGAGUUUUCCUCAUAUUGCAAUAGGAAGACUUAUUUAAAUAGUUUGAAUCUUUUCCUUAUUUGCAGUGAAAUCUGUUAGUAUUUUGCUGUUUACCCACCAUCCCAGUGGAGUCAUCGGGUCAACUAAACUUAAAGACCUUAAAUGUUUCAGGCAGGGGUAAUGUACCUCAUCUGUUCAUCUGGAAGUCACAUCUGCUUCCAAUAGUAGGAAGAAGUUGAAUGGGGAUUGUUGAAUGUUGUUUUUGAAGUUCUGUGGCAGAGGUCAAACUUUUCAAAUUUAUUUCCAAAGAGGAAGGGGAAAGAGCAUGAAUUUUGGUUUAGUUUAGUUUGAGUUGGUUUUUUUUUCCCCUGUAGGCCCCUGGCCAAAUAUCAUAAUAAGAUAUAUCUUAUAUAUUAAGACAAAUCUCAAUAAUAAAUGGAGUUCUUAAAGUUCUGAAA
Messenger RNA from Neopsephotus bourkii (Bourke's parrot), 3831 nucleotides. RefSeq names its product transmembrane protein 245 (gene TMEM245). The record is from RefSeq and is a predicted model, not a curated record. NCBI's taxonomy places the organism in Eukaryota, Metazoa, Chordata, Aves, Psittaciformes, Psittacidae. The transcript is spliced from 18 exons. Bases 103 to 2757 code for a protein of 884 amino acids.